Caenorhabditis remanei is the source of this 486-nucleotide messenger RNA. RefSeq lists its product as uncharacterized. The coding region runs from base 1 to 486 and encodes 161 amino acids. The transcript has 3 exons. The record is from RefSeq and is a predicted model, not a curated record. Lineage: Eukaryota; Metazoa; Nematoda; Chromadorea; Rhabditida; Rhabditidae.
AUGAUACUAAACCCUCUCCUCAUACUCCUCCUAUUGAGUAUCAUAGUCAUUGGACCAUCUACUGCUGAGAAAUGCUGCCCGUGUCCAACUGAGAGUAUUCCAACUAAAUCUCCAUUCCCUCAAAAAUUUUAUGGAACUUACGAAUUCAAUCGAACGGAGAAUUUUGAGACCGCCAGAUUAAUCCACUACAUGCAAAUUGAAGUGAAUACCAUGACAAUUGUCUUUGAAAGAACGUCUGUGGCCGAUGUCUUCAAUUUCUUUAUUGAAGUAAAGAAUAAGACAAUUAUCAAUUUAAAAGAAAAAGAAGUUGGAAAGCCAUUCGAUUUUGACGGAAAACAAAAACAAUUCGUAUUCAGUUUGGGAUCCCUUUUUUUCUACAACUUGGAAUUCAACCUGCGUUUUACAGAGCUCAUUUUGACGAUGAAUCCAACGUUGGAGGUUUCGCCAGGGGACACGCCCCAUUAUGUUUUCACCAGAGUAGUUUGA